AUGUUAUUAGUUUCACAAUCACCUCUUUCACUUUCUUUGGAGAUAUUUCGAUGUUCAUUGGACGACUUUUUUUUUUUUUUUAAUGUAUUGAGCUCCCGAUAUUUUCUUUUAUCGUUCUUUAUUUCCACAAUUUUCUCUUCUUUCGCUUGUUUCCCAUUUUUUUUUUUUUUGGGGGGUCAGAUUUCGUUUGUUUCUUUCUCUCUUAUGCGUUUCUCCGAUCACUUCCCUGUCCCAUGUUAUUUUCUCCUUUUCAUUUUUUCGACUCUUCCUUAUCUGAUUUGUCUCUUCCACUGCCAUUUUCUCUCACAUUCCCAUCACCUUUCUCUUUUUUGGCUCUUCUCUUUUUCUUUCCUGUUUUUGCUUCUACCACCACCUCAUUUUCUUCCAUCUGUUUUCCCUUCUCUUACCAUGGCACAAUCGCCCUUCAUUUCUUUUGACUUUUCACCUCUCCCCUCCCCUUUUUUAUCUCUUUGCCUAUCCUAUGAACUUCUUAUUUUCUUUUUCAUAACCUCUCCCCCUUCUACCACUUUGUCUUUCUUUCCUCUCACCUUCCUCUCCCUUCUUUGUUUCCUCCAUCUUGAAAUUCUCCUUCUCUCUUUUUCUCAAUUACCGCUUAUCUACACCGGUGCUUUUCUUUUUCCUCCUCCUUUCCUUCUAUAUCACCUUUUUUCACCUUCCUCCGACUUUCCCCACACUUUCUCCCCUCCUCCAAAGUUUCUAACUUCUUUUCCCCACUUCCUUGGACUUCUCCAUCCAACUCUCCCUUCAUUUCUUUUGACUUUUCACCUUUCCAUUUUUUUAUCCCUUUGCCUAUCCUAUGCCUUCUCAUCUAUUUUCUCUUUCAUAACCUCUCGCCCCCCUCCUUCUACUUCUCUUUGUCUUUCUACUUUCCUCUCAUCUUCCUCUAUCUUCUUGCGUCCCUCUUUUUCCCCCCCCCCUGCUUCCAUCGUCUCCCUUCGCACUGUGAUCGGUUUUCAGCGUCCGUGCCCGGUGUGCAGAUGA
This is a messenger RNA of Acanthosepion pharaonis, 1002 nucleotides long. The record is from the annotation of a GenBank genome assembly. NCBI's taxonomy places the organism in Eukaryota, Metazoa, Mollusca, Cephalopoda, Sepiida, Sepiidae.